This is a messenger RNA of Medicago truncatula (barrel medic), 1029 nucleotides long. RefSeq names its product cyclin-D4-2. NCBI's taxonomy places the organism in Eukaryota, Viridiplantae, Streptophyta, Magnoliopsida, Fabales, Fabaceae. The record is from RefSeq and is a predicted model, not a curated record. The transcript has a single exon. Bases 1 to 1029 code for a protein of 342 amino acids.
AUGGAACCAAGUUUUGAUUGUGUUGCAAGCCUUCUUUGCACCGAAGAAGAUAGCAGUGUUUUCGAUGAUGUUGAAUAUGGUGGUUCGAUGGAGGAUUACGAAGAUUUGUGGCAUCCUAGGAACGAACAACGCUCUGGUGGUGUCCCUAAUGAGUUGCACUUGCCAUUGCAGAGUGAAGAGUGUUUGGUUCUGAUGUUGGAAAAAGAAUGUCAACAAUGGCAUGGUGCUGAUUACUUGAAUAGGUUAAAGUUUGGAGAUUUGGAUUUUGGUGCAAGAAAUGAAGCCAUUGAUUGGAUUCAAAAGGUUCAAUCACAUUUCGGUUUUGGUCCGCUUUGUGUUUAUCUAUCCAUUAAUUACAUGGAUCGUUUCCUCUCUGCAUAUCAAUUCCCAGAGAGAAGAGAUUGGUCAAUGCAAUUGUUGGCUGUUGCUUGCUUAUCUUUGGCAGCCAAAGUAGACGAAACCGAUGUUCCUCGGAUUCUUGAAUUGCAGAUUGGUGAAUCCAAGUUUGUGUUUGAAGCAAAAACCAUUCAGAAAAUAGAGCUUCUGGUACUAACCACAUUGAAGUGGAGAAUGCAAGCAAUUACUCCUUUCUCCUUCAUUGAAUAUUUCCUUUCUAAGAUUAAUGAUGAUAAGAGUUCAUUGAAUAAUUCUAUAAUUUUGCAAUGUACUCAACUUAUAUCAAGCACCAUUAAAAGUCCUGACUUCUUGGAAUUCAAACCAUCAGAGAUUGCAGCAGCAGUGGCAACAUAUGUUGUAGAAGAAUUUCAAGCAAUUGAUAGUAGCAAAUCAAUUUCUACUCUGAUUCAAUACAUAGAAAAGGAGAGAUUAUUGAAGUGUGUUGAAAAGGUGCAAGAGAUGUGUAUUUUCACUGCCAAGGAUUCAAAUGCCUCUUCUGUCUCUAGUGUGCUUCAAAGCCCAAUGGGUAUGUUUGAUACAUUGCGCUUCCGCUACAAAUGUGAUGACAACAAUGCUGGUGUUGAUGCUAAGAGAAGGAAGCUAAACAAAAGAUGUGGAUUAGAGCUUCUGUAG